AUAAGAGAAUGAAUCCUAGUAAUUCAAUAUUUGGUGUAGACGUAAGUAAAAUUUGAUUAAUAAUUAUUUUAUUCAGAAAUUGAGUUCAAAUUUUUUCGAACAAUUUGUCCUUUGAUUGAAUUCAUUAACCAAUUAAAUUCAAUAACUUAAUUUAUAUAUAUAGAUAUAAUCUAGUAAAGAAAUGUGUGCAUGAUAGUAUAUUAUUUAUGCUUCACCAACAAUAUAACUUCAUCACAUGAUUUGAAUGUGUGUGUGUAAGAAGUGUAUAUAUAUGUCUCACUUUCUCGGAUUGGUAUUCACAUUUGAGAAUUAAUAGGAAAGUCUACAUAAAAAAAAGAAAUUUUCAAGAAAAUGACUUCAAAUUCCAACACUAGUCAUAGCUACCCCAUCAAAACGGUGGUCAUUUUGGUUCAAGAGAACCGUUCCUUUGAUCACAUGUUGGGUUGGAUGAAGUCCCUCAACCCGAAAAUCGACGGUGUUACCGGCUCAGAGUCAAAUCCAAUUUUCACAGGUGAUUCUAACUCGAAUCGCGUUCAAUUCGGUGACCGGUCAAUCUAUGUUGACCCAGACCCCGGUCACUCGAUCCAGGACAUUUAUGAGCAAAUAUUUGGAGAACCAUGGAGCGAAGCCUCGGCAGCAAAGAACUUGCCACCAAAAAUGGAGGGCUUCGCUCAAAAUGCGGUGAGGCAAGAGAAACCAAAAGACGCAACGGUGCCAAUGACAGAGGCAGUUAUGAAUGGGUUCAAACCGGAUUCGGUGCCGAUUUACAAGGAGUUAGUUAAAGAGUUUGCGGUUUGUGACCGUUGGUUUGCUUCGGUUCCUGCGUCAACCCAACCGAACCGGCUCUAUGUGCAUUCCGCCACGUCACAUGGGUUAAGUAGCAAUGACACAAAUAAGCUCAUUGGAGGGUUACCUCAAAAAACCAUAUUUGAUUCUUUGGGUGAAAAUGGAUUCAAUUUUGGGAUUUAUUAUCAACAACCACCAUCCACCCUUUUCUACAGGAGUCUUAGGAAGCUUAAAUACAUAGAUAACUUUCAUGAAUAUGGCUUAACAUUCAAGAAGCAUUGUGAAGAAGGGAAGCUACCAAACUACGUGGUGAUAGAACAAAGAUUUUUCGACUUGUUAUCGAUACCUGGGAAUGACGAUCAUCCAUCUCACGAUGUUGGAGAAGGACAAAAAUUCGUAAAAGAAGUGUAUGAAGCACUAAGAGGUAGUCCACAAUGGAAUGAAAUGUUGUUUGUGAUUACAUACGACGAACAUGGAGGAUUUUACGAUCAUGUGCCAACGCCGGUAGACGGAGUUCCUAGUCCAGAUGACAUUGUUGGUCCUGACCCUUUCAAGUUUAAGUUUGAUAGGCUUGGUGUAAGGGUUCCAACCAUCUUUAUUUCUCCAUGGAUUGAGCCAGGAAAAGUGUUGCAUGAACCUUCUGGACCAUUUCCAACAUCACAAUAUGAGCAUUCAUCUAUACCAGCAACUGUUAAGAAGAUAUUUAAUCUCCCUAAUUUUUUGACAAAGAGAGAUGCAUGGGCAGGAACAUUUGAGGGCCUUUUAACUCUAACAAGACCAAGAACUGAUUGUCCAGAGAAAUUACCCGACCCGAUUAAACUAAGAGAGGCUGUUGCUAAAGAACAAGCCAAGUUGAGUGAAUUUCAGGAAGAAUUGGUACUAAUGGCAGCUACUCUAAAUGGUGAUCAUAGAAAGAGCAUAUACCCGAACAAGUUAAUCGAGAACAUGUGUGUUACGGACGCAGUUAAAUAUGUCGAGGAUGCAUUCAAUACAUUCUUGAAUGAGUGUGAGAAAGCAAGACAAAAUGGUGCUGAUGGUUCUGAAAUUGUUGAUUGUGCUGAUACAUGUAGUACACAACCAAAUUCCAAAAGUUUUUUUCACAAGAUGUUGUCUUGUAUAACUUGUGAUCGAUGAAUAAUUAACUUUGCACAUAAUUUAUUUAUGAAACAAGUGGUGUUGUGUGUAUAUAAUUGGCAACAUUGUUAAUGAAUUUAUGAUGAAUAAAAAGUUUGUUCAUUUAUAUUUUUUUUAUAUAAAACAAGUGUUGCUGUGAUAUUUAAA
This is a messenger RNA of Trifolium pratense (red clover), 2067 nucleotides long. Its product is annotated as non-specific phospholipase C4-like. Gene Ontology annotation, biological process: phospholipid catabolic process. The record is from RefSeq and is a predicted model, not a curated record. The transcript is spliced from 4 exons. Bases 352 to 1920 code for a protein of 522 amino acids. Lineage: Eukaryota; Viridiplantae; Streptophyta; Magnoliopsida; Fabales; Fabaceae. Gene Ontology annotation, molecular function: hydrolase activity, acting on ester bonds.